Molecule: messenger RNA, 532 nt
Organism: Ceutorhynchus assimilis (cabbage seed weevil)
Lineage: Eukaryota; Metazoa; Arthropoda; Insecta; Coleoptera; Curculionidae
Source: the annotation of a GenBank genome assembly
AUAGUGUCAGUCUUACUUUUCCUUAUAACAACAAGUGCUAUACUAAGUGUCAUCUACAUUUCAAGUAAGUAAUUAAUUUUUGAUUAGUAAUAAUGUAAGAGUUCUCAAAAAAAAAAAUUAUUUACAUUUUUCUUUUGUUUUUGUUUUUUUUUAAUUACUGUUAGCAAAAAUAGCUUAUUUUCUUGUUUUGGAAAUGGACCUAAAAUCAAUUAACCAAAGCUGUGCCGGCUGGGGUAGACAGGUUGAUGAGGUGUCAUCCGAUCAAAAAAAAGAACCUAACGUCAACAACGAUUCUUGGGGUGUAGAACCUGUGGGGGGUUCCUAUUUCACAGAUCAAAAAAAAUACUCUACCGUCGACCAUUCUUGGGAUGAAGGACCUGCGGUGAGUUUCUACAAUCCAGAAGCGUAUGUGCUAUCGAACCCGAUAAUCCGCUGUCCUCCGCCAAAAAUGAGUAAGACGGCAAAAAAAAAAAUCAGGGAGCAAGAACGAAAAAGAUUUUGUAAUUUUCGAAUGGUGCCCCCAAAACAUUAA